Diaporthe amygdali is the source of this 828-nucleotide messenger RNA. RefSeq lists its product as uncharacterized. Gene Ontology annotation, cellular component: nuclear outer membrane; nuclear pore transmembrane ring. Lineage: Eukaryota; Fungi; Ascomycota; Sordariomycetes; Diaporthales; Diaporthaceae. The transcript is spliced from 2 exons. The record is from RefSeq and is a predicted model, not a curated record. The coding region runs from base 1 to 828 and encodes 275 amino acids. Gene Ontology annotation, biological process: protein import into nucleus; spindle pole body duplication.
AUGUCUUCCACAACAGCCCUUUCGCUGAACAAGACACGAAGGAACAGUGCUCUCGCGACGCCAUCCAAGACCAGCCCCGCUCCAGUGACCGACUCUCCAGGGAACUGGCAGCAUCCCCGCAUCAAGGAGAUCACUCGUCGCCAACAAGCCACCGUCUUCGGCAGUGACAAUGUCAAGACUAUCAUCUACAACAUUUCCGCCUUCUUCAUAAUAUAUGUAUUACGAUUGGUUGCUGGCGAGCAUGGCCCAACACAGCUGUCAAGCGAUGUGAAGCAAUAUCUCCACUGGGUCGCCCUGGCUGCUCAGAUGCUGCCUCUUGCGAACAUCGGCAUCGCCUGUCUUCCUAUACUACGAUCGAAAGACGACCUUUCCGACAUUGCCUUGACGCCAGCCCAGCGCAAGCUUCUUGGUCUGGCCCCAAGCUCAGCUCCGCCCACACCGAACUCGGUUUACAGCACGCCCCCGCGAUACGCACGCACGCCUUCCAUUAACGGAUCCAUCGGAAAGCCAAGCCCGACGAGCUCGCCUUUGUCGGCAAAUGGUAGUCCUGCUUCCGCGACACGGCCCAACGGCUCUCCGUACUCUCCUGCGGCGAGCCCCUUGCUCCAGAAGGCCGUCGGCUAUAGCGGAGGACGGCAAACGUCGUACGGCUCACCGAGUCCUUUCAAUGCGAGCACGAGUUCUUUCAACCUCAGCACCGCCUCUAGCAUUUUCUCCGAACCUCCCCCUACUCCUAGCCCGACUGGUGGGAAGAGGAUUAGUGUUGGUCUGAACAACAAGUGGUUGUAUGACAGGAGCCGUCGAUCCUCGGGAAACGUCUGGUCUUAG